Molecule: messenger RNA, 1055 nt
Organism: Arabidopsis lyrata subsp. lyrata
Lineage: Eukaryota; Viridiplantae; Streptophyta; Magnoliopsida; Brassicales; Brassicaceae
Product: PRA1 family protein B1
Exons: 1
Coding region: 153-782 (209 amino acids)
Biological process (GO): vesicle-mediated transport
Cellular component (GO): endoplasmic reticulum; Golgi apparatus
Source: RefSeq, a predicted model, not a curated record
GGUUCAAUCUUAUGGUCAGAUUCAGGCCCUAAAAUAUCUAAUCUACACGGAGCUCUGAUUCGGCAACCGCAGCCCUUGAUUUUUUUCGUUCACACUUACGGAUCCAAACCUCUCGGCCAAAUCAGCCGCACCAAACCUCACGCGCCACCGCGAUGGCAACUCCACCCACGCUACCUGUCACCAAUCAGCAAGCUGUUCAAUCUCAGCCACCAAUCAACACACCUGCUUUUCGUACUUUCUUCUCACGUCUCUCUACCUCGAUCCGUGAUGGCUUGUCACAGCGUCGUCCAUGGACGGAGCUCAUCGAUCGGAGUUCCAUGGCUCGACCUGAAUCUCUCACCGAUGCCUUGUCCCGGAUCAGGAAAAAUCUCGCUUACUUCAAGGUUAACUACGUCGCAAUCGUGUCACUCGUGCUCGCCUUUUCGCUUUUCUCUCAUCCUCUCUCCCUCCUUGUCCUCAUCGGACUCCUAGGUGGUUGGAUGUUUCUCUACCUUUUCCGUCCCUCAGAUCAGCCACUGGUCAUCUUCGGUCGCACUUUCUCUGAUCGAGAGACGCUACUUGCUCUGGUCUUGUCAACGAUCGUCGUCGUGUUUAUGACGAGCGUUGGAUCUCUCUUAACCUCCGCGCUUAUGAUUGGUGUUGCGAUCGUUUGCGUACACGGUGCGUUUGUGGUUCCGGAUGAUCUCUUCAUGGACGAUCAAGAGCCUGCGAAUGCUGGAUUACUCUCAUUCCUUGGAGGUUCUGCUACCUCAGCUGCUGCUGCUGUCUCAGGGAGAGUCUAAGAGCUGGAUUUGAUUCAGAUCUCUUCAAUUGUGGUUGGUAACUCCGUACUGAUUUUAGGGAUUUGGUGUUGUUGAAUUGAAUGUAGAUUCGUAACGAAGCUCUACAGAUUUAGAAGUACGAAUUUUUGGUUGCAAUAUCUGCUUCUACUUGUGUUGUUUUAUCUCUUUGGUGGCUCGACACUUUUAUGUUCAGAUGUAGAAAACUCAAAAGUUGAUCUUUCUCUAUUGGUCUCCUAUUGUGGGAUUCACUGUUAAAUUUCCAUCUCGCUUAAA